This is a messenger RNA of Camelus dromedarius (Arabian camel), 1933 nucleotides long. RefSeq names its product transketolase like 2 (gene TKTL2). The record is from RefSeq and is a predicted model, not a curated record. The coding region runs from base 17 to 1891 and encodes 624 amino acids. Gene Ontology annotation, molecular function: thiamine pyrophosphate binding; transketolase activity. The transcript has a single exon. Lineage: Eukaryota; Metazoa; Chordata; Mammalia; Artiodactyla; Camelidae.
CAGGGCGGGCGCCGCCAUGGCCGACAACGGCCCGCCGGACGCCGGCAUCGUGCAGGUGCUGCAGGACCUGGCCAACCGCCUGCGCAUCCAUUCCAUCAGGGCCACGUGUGCCUCCGGCUCCGGCCACCCCACGUCGUGCUGCAGCGCCGCCGAGAUCGUGUCGGUGCUCUUCUUCCACACGAUGAGGUACAGGCAGACGGAGCCGCAGCACCCCGACAACGACAGAUUCAUCCUCUCCAAGGGCCACGCAGCGCCACUCCUCUACGCCGCCUGGGUGGAGGCGGGCGGCGUCGACGAACCCGACCUGCUGAACUUGAGGACAAUCCACUGUGACCUGGAGGGGCAUCCCACCCCCAGACUGCCGUUUGUCGAUGUGGCGACAGGGUCACUGGGGCAGGGGUUGGGGGCCGCGUGCGGCAUGGCUUAUACCGGCAAGUACCUGGACAAGGCCGGCUACCGCGUGUUCUGCCUCAUGGGCGACGGCGAAUCUUCGGAAGGCUCUGUCUGGGAAGCGUUGGCCUUUGCUUCCCACUACAGUUUGGACAAUCUUGUGGCAGUCUUCGACGUGAACCGCCUGGGACAAAGUGGCGUCACGCCCCUGAAGCACUGCACAGACGCCUAUCGGAGUCGCUGCGAGGCCUUUGGGUGGAACACUUACUUAGUGGAUGGCCACGAUGUGGAGGCGUUGUGCCACGUGUUUUGCCAAGCAGCUCAAGUGAAGAACAAGCCCACUACCAUAGUUGCGAAGACCUUCAAGGGCCGGGGGAUUCCAAACGUUGAGGAUGCAGAAAAUUGGCAUGGAAAGCCAAUGACAAAAGAAAGAGCAGAGGAAGUCAUCAGACUCAUUGAGAGUCAGAUCCAGACCAAUCGGAAUCUCAUUCCAAACCCCCCUGUUGAAGGUUCCCCUCAGAUCAGCAUCACAAAUAUAAAGAUGAGCUCUCUGCCUGAUUAUAAAGUGGGCGACAAGAUAGCGACUCAGAAAGCAUAUGGUUUGGCUCUGGCUAAACUGGGCCGUGCAAAUGGGAGAGUUAUUGUCCUGGAUGGUGAUCCAAAGAACACCUUUUGUGAGAUAUUCAAGAAAGAACACCCCGAGCGUUUUAUUGAGUGUUUCACUGCAGAACAAAACAUGGUAAGUGUGGCGCUGGGCUGUGCCACACGUGGUCGAACCAUCGCCUUCGUUACUACCUUAGCUGCCUUUUUGACCCGAGCAUUCGAUCAGAUCCGGAUGGGAGCCAUCUCUCGAACCAACAUCAAUCUCAUUGGUUCCCACUGCGGGCUGUCGGUGGUUGCGGAUGGACCCUCCCAGAUGGCCCUCGACGAUCUAGCCAUGUUCAGAAGCAUUCCCAAUUGCACUGUUUUCUAUCCGAGCGAUGCGGUCUCAACAGAGCAUGCUAUUUAUCUGGCUGCCAAUACCAAAGGAAUGUGCUUCAUUCGAACCAGCGGACAAGACACCGCAGUUAUUUAUACCCCAGGAGAAAAUUUUGAGAUCGGACAGGCCAAGGUUGUCCGCCACAGCAGUAAUGACAAAGUCACAGUUAUUGGCGCUGGAGUUACCCUGCAUGAAGCCUUAGUGGCCGCUGAUGCUCUUUCUCAACAAGGUAUUUCUGUCUGUGUCAUUGACCCGUUUACCAUUAAACCCCUGGAUGCUGCCACCAUUAUCUCCAAAGCAAAAGCCACAGGUGGCUGGGUUAUCACGGUGGAGGAGCACUGCCAAGAAGGGGGCAUUGGGGAAGCUGUAUGCGCGGCUGUCUCGGGGGAGCCCGGCAUCCACGUUCAUCAGCUGGCAGUGUCCGCAGUGCCUCCAAGUGAGAAACCUAGUGAAUUGUUAGAUACGUUUGGAAUCAGCGCUAGACACAUCAUAGCGUCUGUGAAAAAUACUUUAAUGAACUAAAAUAGGCGAUUUCUUUAAAAGUCCGUCUGUUGGCAUGAGCCU